AUGAUUGUCCCUUCUCUUUUUCCGCUCUUUCUUGUCGCGUUGUCCUCGCUCACCUACGCGGCAUCCGACUACCAUGAGAGCCUCACCUUACAACCAUUGCCGCAGUCAUCUUUAUUGGCAUCCUUCAAUUUCCGAAGCAAUGCUUCUCAGGCGUCCUUUGACGAGCGGAAUUUUCGCCACUUUCCCCGUGCGCUAGGCCAGAUAUUGCAACAUGCUCACACCAAGGAGUUACACCUGCGAUUCACUACAGGCAGAUGGGAUGCUGAAAGCUGGGGGUCGCGCCCCUGGAAUGGGGUUAAAGAAGGAAACACGGGUGUCGAAUUGUGGGCAUGGAUCGAUGCGGCAGAUGAUAAAGAAGCGUUUGCGAAAUGGAUUACGUUGACCCAGUCCCUGUCUGGUUUGUUCUGCGCAUCGCUCAACUUCAUCGAUUCAACUCGGACUACCCGACCAGUUGCAUCUUUUGCUCUCGCCGGAGACCAUCCAGCAUCGAGUAACCUACAUCUUUUGCAUGGCACGCUUCCGGGCGAGGUUGUCUGCACAGAGAACCUUACACCCUUUCUGAAACUUCUACCGUGCAAAGGCAAGGCCGGUGUUGCCAGUCUGCUUGAUGGACAUAAGUUGUUCGAUGCGGCCUGGCAAAGUAUGUCGGUUGAUGUGCGUCCUGUGUGUUCUAGUCCCGAUGAUUGUCUGGUGCAAAUCGAGCAAACCGUGGACAUUGUGCUCGAUCUUGAAAGAUCAAAGCGGCCUCGAGACAACCCAAUUCCGCGACCAGUUCCGAAUGAUCAGCUUGCCUGCGAUACAUCGAAGCCAUAUCACUCAGAUGACACCUGUUAUCCUUUGGAGAAGAUGUCCGAAGGCGGCUGGUCUCUAAGCGAAAUCUUUGGGCGCACUGUCAGCGGCGUUUGCCCCUUAGGCGGUAGCCAAAGCUCCGAGGAAACUAUCUGCCUGCGCGUACCCCAUGAGCGAGGAGUUGCUGUCUCGGAAGGUGCGGUUGAGACUCGGAAGCCGGAUGGCUUCACUCGGUGUUACACGCUACAGGGCUCCAGCGCAUUUGAUCUGGUCAUGCCGGAGCAGGAAGCUACAACCCAUGUUCCUUUAGAUGAGCCUGUCCUGCGUGCGGAACGGACGAUCGUUGGCCACGGGGUGGAACGGGGUGGUAUGCGGAUCAUCUUCGAUAAUCCGUCCGAUACGGACGCGGUAGACUUCAUGUAUUUUGAGACCCUCCCGUGGUUCUUGCGCCCGUAUGUACACACGUUACAAGCGACAGUCACUGGACGUGAUGGGAUCCGUCGACAAGUUCCCACUUCACAGCUCAUCACGGAGACUUUUUACCGCCCAGCAAUAGACAGAGAACGCGGCACGCAGCUAGAGCUAGCUUUAUCAGUUCCAGCCGCCUCUAGCGUGACUCUGACAUAUGACUUCGAGAAGGCCAUCCUACGGUACACCGAGUACCCACCCGACGCCAAUCGUGGUUUCAACGUUGCCCCUGCGGUGAUCAAGCUCGGUGGACAUGAAAACCCGAUCUACAUGCGCACAACUAGCCUUCUUUUGCCGCUGCCCACGCCGGACUUUAGCAUGCCGUACAACGUGAUCAUCCUGACUAGCACAGUCAUCGCUCUGGCGUUUGGCAGCAUUUUCAACCUCUUGGUCCGUCGCUUCGUCUCCGCCGAAGAGGCUGCCGCACUCACAUCACAGACAUUAAAGGGUCGCCUGGCGGGCAAGAUAGUGGCCAUCCGGGAUCGUAUAAAAGGGAAGAGCGCAAAGGUUGAAUAG
Messenger RNA from Aspergillus nomiae NRRL 13137, 1773 nucleotides. It is a transcript of the gene gpi16, whose product is annotated as GPI-anchor transamidase subunit GPI16. Gene Ontology annotation, biological process: attachment of GPI anchor to protein. The transcript has 3 exons. Gene Ontology annotation, cellular component: GPI-anchor transamidase complex. Bases 1 to 1773 code for a protein of 590 amino acids. Lineage: Eukaryota; Fungi; Ascomycota; Eurotiomycetes; Eurotiales; Aspergillaceae. The record is from RefSeq and is a predicted model, not a curated record.